Messenger RNA from Mercenaria mercenaria, 1983 nucleotides. RefSeq lists its product as uncharacterized. The coding region runs from base 1 to 1983 and encodes 660 amino acids. The transcript is spliced from 5 exons. Gene Ontology annotation, molecular function: protein binding; ubiquitin-protein transferase activity; zinc ion binding. The record is from RefSeq and is a predicted model, not a curated record. NCBI's taxonomy places the organism in Eukaryota, Metazoa, Mollusca, Bivalvia, Venerida, Veneridae. Gene Ontology annotation, biological process: positive regulation of DNA-templated transcription. Gene Ontology annotation, cellular component: chromatin; nucleoplasm.
AUGAACCUGGCGAAUACAAUAAUGAUGCAUAAAGCGGAUAAUCAUAACAGAGGCUGGAGAUCAGGGGAAAGUUGUGUAGCAACCAAGUUAUUCUUCAGAAAGUUCCAGAAGGACAAGAUCAGUUUGUUUGCCCUCAUUCAACUAUUUUAUGAGAUGAUCAGAGAGUUCAAGGAGUUGAGCUACAAAAGGACGUCUGUCCUGGAAUCCAUGCUGCAAAUCAUGCAGCAUAUUAUGUCUAGUAAAGUGAGACGAGAGAUACUUUAUUCUUCAAAAGAAACAGGAAAUCCAAGGUCGCUACAUCGAUACAACAUGGCCGUAUCAGGAAGAAAAGCCAUGUCUUCUUCCACAUUGUCACGAGGCUGCGCUGAAGACUAUGAAAUAUUUUGUCAGCCAUGUGACCUAGAUGACCUAAGACUUCCAGCCUUUGGGUUCUGCAAAGAUUGUGAAGAGCAUUUGUGCGAGUCUUGUUUUAACCACCACAAAAAGGCCAAACCCUCCAGACAUCAUAUCCUUUUGGAUGAACACAAUAUGCCACAAAAUCUUCAAGUUCAAUCAAAAUCUGCUAAUGCUGAUGAACUUAAAACACCCUGCCCUAAACACAAGAAAGAAAUUAUCAAGUUCUUCUGUCAUGACCAUGAAAACCUUCUAUGCAAUGUAUGUGUCACACUUGACCAUACCCGAACAUCUUGCCAAGUCGACUAUAUACCAGACAUAUCUAAAAAGAGCCUAAAAAGAAAAGAGAUCACAGAAACCCUAAAGAACUUAGACGUGGUGACUGAAAGAUACAAGAGAGCAACAGUAGGCCUAAAGGAAAAGCUGAACACAUCUACCAAGUUCUUGAAAGAUGUUCUUCUAGAGAUAAAGAGCUUCAGAAAAGAGAUAAAUAAAAGAAUUGAUGAAUGGGAAAAGAAAGUUAUAGAAAUAGCAAAGGAUAUACAACGAGAGAAUGAUACAAGACUAAAAAUAGCAGAAACAAAAUGCAAUGAUGUCACAAAGUCUCUUGAAACAUCAUCUGACUAUAUCAAACAACUAAACGCAUCCAAACAAGCAGAUAAACUUUUUAUUGAACUAAAGUCUGCUGAAAAACUGAUCAGAGAUCAAGAGAAAAAGCUUUCCAAACUACUAUCACCUGAUAUUAUAGAAGAAUUCUGUUUUCAACCAAAUCCAGCAAUAAACUCCGCUCUUCAGGAUAUAAGAUAUUUAGGUACUAUAAAACAUAAAGAGACAGAACUAUCAGCGCCUUCUCCUCCGACUGUAACAUUGCCAAGGUUUUCACAUCAAGGAGAUAUCUGUGUAGAUAAAGAGGAGUGCUGGAUAUCAGGAAUGGCUCUCCUUACACCUUCCAGACUUGUUCUCACAGACGAAAAAAACAACUGCAUCAAAAUGGUUGAUCUAAGCAAUGGGUCCAUAACUGAUUAUUUACAACUAGAUACUCCUCCCCUGGACAUCACCACGGUGACCAGUAAUCAACUUGCUGUCACCCUGUCUGACAAGGAAAUAGUUCAAUUUAUAUCUGCCUCUUCGAACAAACUCUCACUGAAACAAAAAUUCAAGGUUGACGGAGACUGCAGUGGUAUAAGUUGUUACCAAGACAAACUUGUUGUGACAUUCGACGAUCCAAUCAAAAUACAAAUUUUUGAUUUGAAAGGAAAAGUACUGACAACAAUCACAAAUGAUUCAGUGGGUAAAAAUUUUUAUUUAUGUAUUCCACGUCAUGCCACAUCAAACGGUCAGUCUAUAUAUGUAUGUGAGGCAAGAAUGUUUCAAGUUUACAGGUUUUCCUGGGAAGGUAAACCAACAGGCAGAUAUAGCGACAUUCGUUCUCCAAGUGGCAUUGCUAUGUUAAAUGACGGCUCCAUCUUAGUUAGUGAUAGCGACAAUGGUAAUAUACAACAUAUAUCUCGUGACGUAAGCGGAGACAUAGAGUGCUGCCGACAAUUUGCUAGUCAGAGACUAGACACAGCUGAAGAAUAUUCUAGUUGA